CUUCCGGGAAACUGACGCUCCUUCCUUAAAAGUAGGAACUAACAGACUAACUAUAACUUGAGGCGGCUCCAAUCAGCUGUGGUGUAAUUAAACUGUAAGAACUAACAGUUUGUGAUAGCAAUGGCGUUGCGAGUUGGAGGUUCCAGUGGUGGCCCCGUGUCCAGAGUGGAACUCCGGAUCGAGUGCCAGAAUCUGCUGAAGAAAGACACUUCCUCAAAAUCAGACCCCUGUGCUGUCUUCCUCUUAGAAAAGCAAGGCCAAUGGAUGGAGUAUGGAAGAACAGAAAAUAUAGAGAACUGCCAUGACCCCAAAUUCACCAAGACAUUUGUGAUCGACUACUUUUUUGAGGAAGUACAGAAAGUGAAGAUCCAGGUUUUUGACAUUGACAACAAAUCACCUCAGCUGACAGAUGAUGAUUUCCUGGGUGAACUCCAAUGUAACCUCGGCACAAUUGUGUCAAGGAAUCCUAUGGUUGAGCCGUUGAAAAAGAGGAAUGGCCAUCCUAUUGGUGGAUCAGUGAUCACGAUUCGUUCAGAAGAGAUGAAAGAAGGUGGUGAAAUAGCUCAUAUGUCUUUUAAUGCAAAGAAACUUGACAACAAGGAUUUCAUGGGGAAGUCAGAUCCUUAUAUUGAAAUGAUGAGACAGGGCCCUGACGGAUCCUGGCAGGUCACACAUCGAACUGAGGUUAUUAAGAACACGCUGAACCCCGUGUGGCGACCGUUCAGUUUACCGGUACAUGCUCUAUGUAGCGGGGACCACUCCAAGGAAAUCAAGUUUGACGUGUAUGACUGGGACAAGGAUGGGUCACAUGACCUGAUUGGUGGAUUUACAACCUCCGUUAAAGAGAUGAUGGCAGCCUCAGACCAAGAGGUGACAUUCCAGUGUAUAAACCCAAAGAAAAAAAGCAAGAAGAAGUAUGAGAACUCGGGCACAGUGCACCUCACCAGCUUCAAGUUAUCAAAGCCUAUGACAUUCCUGGACUACAUCUAUGGAGGAAUGCAGAUCAAUUUUACAGUGGGGAUAGACUUCACAGCAUCCAAUGGAAACCCCCGCUCAAAUACCUCACUACAUUUCAUGGACCCAAACCGACCCAAUGAGUACGUCCAAGCCACCAGGGCCGUCGGCGCCAUAUGUCAGGACUACGACAGUGACAAAAUGUUCCCAGCCCUUGGAUUUGGUGCUAAACUACCAACUGGAGAAGUCUCGUUUGAAUUUGCAUUGAAUUUCAACCCAUCAAAUCCUUACUGUAAUGGAAUUGAAGGUGUGAUAGCUGCCUACCAGAACUGCAUACAGUCAGUAGAACUGUACGGCCCCACCAAUGUGGCCCCUAUUAUCCAACAUAUGGCCCGGUUUGCGGCCCAGUCCCAGGCAGAGGAGUCCACAAAGGGAGCAGGACAAUAUUAUGUCCUGCUGCUGUUGACGGAUGGCGCCCUGUCAGACAUGCCACAGACCAUACAAGCCAUUGUGAAUGCCACAGCUCUGCCCAUGUCUAUUAUCAUUGUGGGAGUCGGACAGGCUGACUUCAGUAAUAUGGAGAUGCUAGAUGGGGACGGUGGCACGCUCCGAGCUCCCAACGGUCAGGAGUCCAGACGGGACAUCGUCCAAUUUGUACCCUUCCGCCAAUUUAAGAAUGAGGCAAGCAUGGGGAUACAGUCUGAAGAAAGUUAUGCUCGUGACCAGGCUUCUGCCCAGGAGUUGGCGCGUCAGGUACUGGCGGAGGUACCUCAGCAGGUGGUACAGUACUUCACCAUGCGUGGACUAACACCCAACAAGAAGCCAGCCUAGGUGUCAAAGGGAGCACUCUAAUACCUUAUAGGAUCAAAUGUUUCAAGGAUGUAAGCGGACUUCUUAAUAGUUAGAGAUAUGUUUCUAGAUAUAAAGAAUAAGUGUGUAAUUUACAGCUUAUGGAUGUUACAAUUCUACACAUGAUAUUUUUUGCCAGCUAGUUUUUGUGCAAAAAAACAAACAGCAAUAUUUUUGAUGAUUAUUUCAAUAUUUAAUUGCCAUUCAGGCAAUGUACAUUUCAUUUGGAAGUUGAUACUGUAGUCUGCUAUGUAAACAAAUUAUAUACUAGAUCUAUUUAUCCUAUCUUUGCUGUCAACAGUAGCUUCAUUAUCAUAACAGAUGGUGGAUGGAGUGAUACUAAUUUGCAUUAAACUAGAAACAAUCACAAAGAGAAAUAAUCAGCAAAUUGUGUUAUGUGAUGCACUAUUAACUCAUUCACCCCUGAAGACAUAUUUGAUAUCUUCCAGUUCAAAGGUUGGAAUAGUCCAUUAUGAAAGUUCAGGGGUGAAUGUGUUACGAUGUAUAUUGUUAACUGUAGCCUGUUUUGUUGUAUUAUUCUGUUACUGAUUUCUAUAUAGUAUUACAGCUGACCCCUUAGUACAGCUGAGUAAGAUAUACAGCCAGCUACCUUUAUUUAGUUAUUUCCCUUUAGACAAAUUUAUUACAUACAUGUCUCAUUUAGCAUAUAAUGUCUUUUGACAGAUAUUCAGCACAUAUAUGUAUAUAUAUAUAUAUGUAGGUAUUUCUUGGUAGUGUACUUUUUUGUAAUUAUUUUUCUACAAGAAGUGUGAUUAGUGUCCUAAGGUAUUUAAGAUUUUCAUGGGCGCUAUAUUUGUUCACAGCUUGCCAGUUCGCCUUAUCAAUAAGGAUCAAAUAAUAUAAUUUAUUGUUAGGUGCUACUGUUUUGGUAAUUGUCACUCUUUUAUUAAGACAGCAUCUGUUAGACUUAUGUGCCUUUUUUCCACUUAAAGAACACCCCGUGCUGUCAAUAUGUUAACUGAUUCUGGUAAAAACUUUAAAAAAUAUAUAUUACUAGAGCUCUUGUAACUCUUCAAAGUGUCUGCUCAAAAAAAUCAAUGUUAUUUCUGUUUAGGCAUUACAACUUGUAAAGAAUAGUCAUUUCAGUUUCACCAAUAUAAUGAAACCCAUAUUGAGCUUGAAAAUUAUUUCUGCCAUAAUUGAGCACUGCAACUCAAAUUUGAGUGACAUAAUCUCCUCCAUGAGCGUUUGUCCAUUUCAUAUUAUUAUAUAGUUCAAACGUUAUAAAACAUACUUGUCAAUAUGCUUUUACAUUGAUACCUUGAAAUAACACGCCAACCCACCUUUGUUAUUUGCCACCUCCCUUAUUAUAGACAUAUUGCAAUUUCCCUUUUCAUAUUUUUCUUGACUUGACUCUUCUUUUAUUCAUCUCCCCCAUGAUAUAUCUGAAGACAACUUGAUAGCCACAAAAUCUCUGUACAAAAUUGUGGUGAUAUAACAAGGAUUUACCAAAGAAGAGUUAAAUAUGUAUAAUGAGACCUCCCAAGGGAAAGCUCAAAGUGUGAUCCAUUAACAGAUCAACUCAUUCACCCCUGAAGACACAUUUGAACUCUUCCAAUUCAAAGGCUGGAAUAGUUCAUUAUGAAAUUUCAGUGGAGUGGUCUUGAGCAGUUUGGUUGUAUUACAAAAUAAUUACCUGUACAAUGGUUGAUAGCAGAGACAUACUUACAACAUAAACAGGAAUCUGUCCAAGUGGCUGGAUUUUAACUCAUUCACCCCUGAAAUUUCAUAAUGAACUAUUCCAACUUAUGAAUUGGAAGAGUUUAAAUAUGUCUUC
Mizuhopecten yessoensis (Yesso scallop) is the source of this 3601-nucleotide messenger RNA. RefSeq names its product copine-3-like. Gene Ontology annotation, biological process: cellular response to calcium ion. Gene Ontology annotation, molecular function: calcium-dependent phospholipid binding. The transcript is spliced from 16 exons. Bases 121 to 1785 code for a protein of 554 amino acids. NCBI's taxonomy places the organism in Eukaryota, Metazoa, Mollusca, Bivalvia, Pectinida, Pectinidae. Gene Ontology annotation, cellular component: plasma membrane. The record is from RefSeq and is a predicted model, not a curated record.